Molecule: messenger RNA, 1222 nt
Organism: Phalaenopsis equestris
Lineage: Eukaryota; Viridiplantae; Streptophyta; Magnoliopsida; Asparagales; Orchidaceae
Product: cytochrome P450 93A2-like
Exons: 3
Coding region: 1-1047 (348 amino acids)
Molecular function (GO): monooxygenase activity; heme binding; iron ion binding
Source: RefSeq, a predicted model, not a curated record
AUGAUUCUUUCUAUCACUAAUUCUACAGCUCAGAACCUCACUUCUGAUGGGGAUAUUGCUCAAGAUGUUGCUUGUUAUUUCCAGAAUUUGUUCACAAGCAUGCAAACAGCUAGAUUUACCAUUGAGAAUGUUCUCUUCUCUGAUUGUCAGGAAUAUGUGCAAAGAUUAAAUAUGACACAUAUACCUUUGGAAGAUGAGAUUAAAGCUGCUUUAGACUCCAUUGAUGGGCAGAAGUCUGUUGGGCCUAAUGGAUUUACCUCCACCUUCUAUAAAGUUACUUGGUCUAAAACCAGUAAAGAUGUCAUUCAGGCUGUUCAAAAUUUUUUCAAUGGUGUUGAUCCUCACAGAUCUGAGGAUGAAGGAGCGGAGGUUAAGCUCACUAGAAACAAUGUUAAAGCUUUUAUACGAGACAUCUUCACUGGGGGCACCGAUAACACUUCAUUAACGGUGCAAUGGGCGAUGGCUGAACUCAUUAAUAACCCAAUCUACAUGCAAAAAGCUAGAGCUGAACUCGACACUAUUGUAGGAAAUCAUCGAUUGGUGGAUGAAAAUGAUAUUCCCAACCUCCCAUAUCUUAAGGCCAUCGUGAUGGAAACACUUCGUCUCCAUCCUCCAACCCCUUUAAUCCCUCGUGAAUCUGACAAAGAUUGUAUGGUCGAUGGCUUCAACAUCCCAGCUAAGACAAGACUUUUCAUCAAUGUUUGGGCCAUUGGUCGUGAGUCUAAAUAUUGGCCCGACCCUCUCAAGUUUAUGCCAGAGAGAUUUUUAGUAAAUGAGGACAAUGAUAAUGUUAUCAUCGAUGUAAGGGGCCAACAUUUCCAUUUAAUACCAUUUGGAAGCGGAAGGAGAGGUUGCCCAGGAAUAACAGCAGCACUUCAAGUCGUGUAUAGUGCAUUGGCCUCACUAAUACAAUGCUUUGAGUGGAAGGUUGUUGGAGAUGGAGAGAAGAUUGACAUGACUGAGGCGUCUGGAUUGACGCUGCGGAGGGCUACUCCUUUGCUGUGUAUUCCAGUGUCCCGUCACAUUAGUUUGUUACCUUUAUCAUGAGUAUAUAUUUGGGUGAAAUAUAGUCUAUAUUAUGUUUGGUAGGUGAAAAAUAAAUGGUGAAGUUGAGUUCUUAAUUUAUAUAUAUGAUCUCCUUUUAAAAUUGAUGUAUGAAAAAAGAAGUCAAACUCAAAAAGAAAAGAAAAGAAAGAAGAAAUGAAGAAAAUUUAAAAGGAGA